This is a messenger RNA of Trichomycterus rosablanca, 4666 nucleotides long. It is a transcript of the gene vars1, whose product is annotated as valyl-tRNA synthetase 1. Gene Ontology annotation, biological process: valyl-tRNA aminoacylation. Gene Ontology annotation, molecular function: valine-tRNA ligase activity; aminoacyl-tRNA deacylase activity; ATP binding. NCBI's taxonomy places the organism in Eukaryota, Metazoa, Chordata, Actinopteri, Siluriformes, Trichomycteridae. The coding region runs from base 28 to 3858 and encodes 1276 amino acids. Gene Ontology annotation, cellular component: cytosol. The transcript has 31 exons. The record is from RefSeq and is a predicted model, not a curated record.
CUCUAACUACAACAUUAACCGUUAGAGAUGGAUUCUCUGUACGUGUCCUCCCACCCUGACGACUUCAGGAGUUUGCUGGUCCUCAUUGCUGCUGAAUACUCUUCCUCUCGCCCACGGGUACACCACGAGGAGCCUCCUGCUAGUGUAAGUCGGUCUCAUCCUGCACUGGUUCUGGGGAGUGCAGAGGGCACAGCGCUGUGUGGUGCCAGCGCGGUCGGUUGGUACCUAGCUUCAGCCGGCAAGAGGACUGGCAGCGAUGAAAAGCAGCAGAGUCAGGUGUGGCAGUGGCUGAGCUUUGCUGAGAACGAGCUCGUUCCUGUAGCCUGUGCCGUGGUCUUUCCUCUGUUAGGAGUGAUGGGCAUGGACAAAAAGCUGCAGCAGAGUUCUCGUGGAGAGCUGUUACGUGUCCUGAAGGUUCUGGAUCAGGCGUUGGAGCCGCGAACGUUCCUGGUUGGAGAAAGUUUGUCCCUGGCUGAUAUUGCUGUUGCUAUGGCUGUGCUGCUGCCUUUCAAAUAUGCACUUGAGCUAUCGGACAGAAAGUCUGUAAUGAAUGUCAGCAGGUGGUUCGAUACCUGUAUAAACCAGCCACAGUUCCUGAAGGUGCUGGGCAAAAUCGCACUCUGUCAGAAAAUGGCACCUGUGUCCUCGAAACCCAGCUCCGCCACCAAUGGUGCCGCUACAAACAGUGCCGCUACAAACAAUGGCACACCCGACAGCACACCUGCUAAUGGUCCACCCAAGACUGAAGCACAGCUGAAAAAGGAGGCUAAAAAGCGUGAGAAGAUGGAGAAGUUCCAGCAAAAGAAGGAGAUGGAGGAGAAGAAGAAGCAAAUGCAGUCUCAGUCAGAGAAAAAAGCCAAACCAGAAAAGAAGGAACUGGGAGUGAUUACAUACAACAUCUCUACCCCGACUGGAGAGAAAAAAGAUGUGCUAAGUCCUCUGCCAGACUCGUACAGUCCUCAGUAUGUAGAAGCAGCCUGGUACUCAUGGUGGGAGAAACAGGGCUUCUUUAAACCUGAGUAUGGGCGGAAGAGCGUCAGUGAGCCGAACCCUUGUGGGAUUUUCAUGAUGUGCAUUCCUCCGCCCAAUGUGACCGGCUCUCUUCAUUUGGGCCAUGCUUUAACCAAUGCCAUUCAGGACUGCCUGACCAGAUGGCACAGGAUGAAAGGUGAGACCACACUGUGGAACCCUGGCUGUGAUCAUGCUGGCAUCGCAACUCAGGUGGUGGUGGAGAAAAAGCUGAUGAGGGAGAGAGGGAUGUCUAGACACGACCUCGGCCGAGAGAACUUCAUCCAGGAGGUGUGGAAGUGGAAGGAUGAAAAGGGAGAUCGGAUCUACCACCAGCUGAAGAAACUUGGCUCCUCUUUGGACUGGGACAGGGCGUGUUUCACUAUGGAUUCUAAAUUGUCAUAUGCAGUUCAGGAGGCUUUCAUCCGUAUGCAUGAAGAGGGAGUGAUCUACAGAAGCAAGAGGCUCGUGAACUGGUCCUGCACCCUCAACUCUGCCAUUUCUGAUAUUGAGGUGGAUAAGAAGGAGCUGACAGGCCGAACGCUGCUUCCAGUGCCGGGCUAUAAGGAGAAGGUGGAGUUUGGAGUUCUGGUGUCUUUCGCCUACAAGAUUGAAGGAUUUGAUGAAGAGGUGGUUGUAGCGACGACACGUAUCGAGACCAUGUUGGGUGAUACAGCUGUAGCGGUCCAUCCUGACGAUCCCAGAUAUCAGCACCUGAAAGGAAAGAUGGUGCUUCACCCGUUCUGUGAUCGCAAGAUGCCCAUUGUGUUCGACAGCUUUGUGGACAUAAACUUUGGAACAGGUGCGGUGAAGAUCACGCCCGCUCAUGACCAAAAUGACUACGAAGUGGGCGUGAGGCACAACCUGCCUUUUAUUAACAUCCUGGACGAGAACGGAUUCCUCAUCAAUGUUCCUCCUCCAUUCCUGGGCAUGAAGCGGUUUGAGGCUAGGAAAGCUGUGCUCCAGGCUCUGAAGGACAAAGGCCAAUUUAAAGAGAUUAAAGAUAACCCCAUGGUGGUGCCUGUGUGCAGCCGCUCAAAGGACAUCGUGGAGCCCCUGCUGAAGCCACAGUGGUACGUUAAAUGUUCAGAGAUGGGGAAGCAGGCAGCUGAUGCUGUGAGGAACGGAGAGCUGAAGAUUAUACCAGAGCACCACCUGAAGACCUGGUUCAACUGGAUGGAUAAUAUCAGGGAUUGGUGUAUCUCUCGCCAGUUGUGGUGGGGUCACAGGAUCCCGUCGUAUUUCGUCACAAUUAACGAUCCAUCAGUCAAACCAGGAGAGGAUGUGGAUGGUCAUUACUGGAUUAGUGCUCGGUCAGAGGAAGAAGCCAGAGAGAAAGCGGCCAAGCGCUUCAAUGUAACCACCGACAAAAUCUCCCUGCGCCAGGAUGAGGACGUUUUGGAUACCUGGUUCUCCUCUGGAAUCUUUCCCUUCUCUAUCUUUGGAUGGCCAAAUGAAUGCGAGGACCUAAGUGUAUUUUACCCCGGCACUCUGUUGGAAACAGGCCACGAUAUUCUGUUCUUCUGGGUGGCACGGAUGGUCAUGAUGGGCCUCCAACUCACGGGAAAACUCCCAUUCAAGGAGGUGUAUCUGCACGCUGUGGUGAGAGAUGCUCAUGGCAGGAAAAUGAGCAAAUCUUUGGGUAACGUCAUCGAUCCACUAGACGUCAUCACUGGAAUCUCAUUAGAGGGUCUUCAUGCUCAACUGCUGAACAGCAAUCUAGACCCAGUUGAGGUUGAGAGGGCCAAACAAGGACAGAAAUCUGAUUACCCUAAUGGAAUUCCGGAAUGUGGAACUGAUGCGCUCAGAUUCGCACUGUGUGCCUAUACCAGCCAAGGACGGGACAUUAAUCUGGAUGUGAACAGGAUCCUGGGAUACAGGCAUUUCUGUAACAAGCUUUGGAACGCUGUGAAGUUUGCCAUGAGGACGCUGGGUGAGGGGUUCAAACCCUGGGAGAAAGCACAGCUGUGUGGCAGGGAGAAUGUUUCCGAUCGCUGGAUUUUGUCCCGUCUCAGUGCCGCCGUGGUUCAGUGCGGGAACGGAUUCCAAGCCUACGAUUUCCCGGGGAUCACCACAGCCAUUUACAGCUUCUGGCUGUAUGAGCUGUGUGACGUCUAUCUGGAAAGUGUGAAGCCUGUGUUGAGCAGAACCGACGCUGAAGGUCAGAAGCAGGCCGACGUUUGCAGACAGACCCUCUACACGUGUCUGGAUGUGGGGCUUCGUCUCCUUUCUCCCAUCAUGCCUUUUGUCUCUGAGGAGCUUUUCCAGCGCUUGCCACGCAGACGGCCACAGGACAGCCCCCCCAGCAUCUCUGUCACCCCUUACCCAGAAAGCUCAGAGUUCUGCUGGCACAGUGAAGAGGUGGAUCAACAGAUGGAGUUUGUGAUGACCGUAAUCAGAACCAUUCGAUCUCUCAGGGCCGACUACAACCUGACCAAGACCCGCGCAGACUGUUAUCUGCAGUGCAUCGACUCUGAUACAGCAUCUCUGGUGGAGAAAUACAGCCUGCAGAUCCAGACUCUGUCCUACUCUCAGGCCAUCCAUUUGAUCACCGGGGGCGACAGCGCUAUCCCAGCAGGCUGUGCGGUGGCCAUCGCCUCUGACAGAUGCACUGUCCAUCUCAUGCUCAAGGGCUUAAUUGACGUAGAAAAAGAGGUGGCUAAACUGACGACAAAGAAGAGCGAGCUGGAGAAGCAGAUGGAGAAACUGGAGGAGAAAAUAAAGAAGAACGAUUACAAGGAGAAGGUUCCAGCCAAGGUGCAGGAGCAGGAUACUGAGAAGCUGAGGCAGAGUCAGACGGAACUGCAGAAAGUAAAGGAAGCCAUCGAGAACUUCAGAAAAAUGAUGUAACAUCUAAUUCCACAGAUUCCCUGCAGUUGUUUGAUUUUUUACACCGUUUAUCUGCAUCAUGUGGCUGUAAAACACUGUCUUCUGUCUAACUGGGUUAACACAGGGAAUUAAAUACUAACAUUAGCUUAGCUUGUUCAACUGUCUUUUGUAAGUGUGCAAACUUUACUUCAUCUUGAUGUCUUAGAUUCUCAUAGCUACACUUACAAUACAACCUAAGACUUUUAGCUGGAAAUUGCUGAAUGGACAGGGAUACACUGAUCAGCCAUAAUAUUAAAACCACCUCCUUGUUUCUACACUCACUGUCUAUUUUAUCAGCUCCAUUUACCAUAUAGAAGCACUUUGUAGUUCUACAAUUACUGACUGUAGUCAAUUUGUUUCUCUGCAUGCUUUUUUAGCCUUUUAGUCCAGCAGGGUCAGUGAGGUGUUUAAAAAAACUCCAUAAGUGCUGCUGUGUCUGAUCCACUCAUACCAGCACAACACACACUAACACACCACCACCAUGUCAGUGUCACUGCAGUGCUGAGAAUGACCCACCACCCAAGUAAUACCUGCUCUGUAGUGGUCCUGGGAGAGAGAAACAGAUAGACUACAGUCAGUAAUUGUAGAACUACAAAGUGCUUCUAUAUGGUAAAUGGAGCUGAUAAAACCAGAUAAAACCGCUGAACCAGAAAAGUUUUUUGCUGGUGGCAUUAAAAAGUUGGAAUGAUGCUGGGAAAAUGCAUGGGAAUGUGACUGUGUAGAAAAGUUAUGCCAUUUAUUUUUGAAAUUCUUAAUAAACUUAAAUAAAUUAAGUUCAUGAAGCUCAUAA